CCAUUCACCAUACCUCUAGUUGUGGUUGUGAUGUGGCUAGCCAGCUAGCUAGCUGCCGAAACCAGUUGUACAGUAUAGAGAGAAUGGACCUCUCUCAAGUUAUUCGCAUUUUAAUGAACUUACUUUGUCUGGUAUUUAUUUUUUCUAAAAGUGAAGGACGUGAACUAGACUCAAACUAUGUUACAUGUGGAUCUCUCGUGAAACUACUGAACACCAGGCACAACGUCAGGCUACAUUCUCAUGAUGUAAAAUACGGAUCAGGUAGCGGUCAGCAGUCUGUGACGGGAGUUGACAGCGCAGAUGAUUCGAACAGCUACUGGAGAAUCCGUGGGAAGCCCGAUGUCCUCUGUCAGCGUGGAUCUCCCAUCCAGUGUGGGCAGCAAAUCCGAAUCACUCAUAUGACAACUGGCCGCAACCUUCACUCUCAUCAUUUCAGCUCUCCUCUGUCAAACAAUCAGGAGGUGAGUGCCUUUGGUGAGAGUGGUGAAGGAGAUGACCUAGAUGUUUGGAUGGUGCAGUGUGGAGGCACCUACUGGGAUCGGGAUGAUUCGGUGCGCUUCAAACACGUGGGCACCGACGCUUUCCUGAGCGUGACUGGAGAGCAGUACGGUUCCCCCAUACGUGGGCAGAGAGAGGUCCAUGGGAUGCACUCCCCCAAUUAUCACAACUACUGGAAGGUUAUGGAGGGUGUAUUUAUUCAGCCAAGCAAUGAACCGCUCCGACAUGAUGAGCUCUAAUGACAUCAUAGACUGUACAGUUACAUCAGGAACCAGAGAUCUGAAGAUUGUGUGUGUGUAUAUGUACUCAUUUCUGUGUUUGUGAGUGUAUAACUGUGUGUGUGUGAGCGCGUGGGCCUGUGCAUGUAAGUAUGCAGCUGCAAGAGACCACAUGAAGUGUGAGUGUUUUGUGAAUGGUUCCUUCAUCCAAAUUUAUGUCGGGAUUGUUGUGCCUACUUUUAUAUGUCUGAAUGUAUGGUUUUGGUAAUGAGAUAUUUAAAAUUUUCAUUGGGUCAGAUUUUGUUUUUUAUGAAAAAAACUUGAACACAGUUCAAGGCAGACCCCAAGCUCUACAAACUGGUGAACAUCAGGAUGCACAAGGGAAGUUGCUUCAAAUGGGUAUUCUGGUGCCUUCAUCCUUGGUUGGACUGUGAAUCCAUACCUUCCUUUGGUUUUUUUUCUUAGUUAAAAGGCACAAUAAAUAUUUGGUUGAGA
Molecule: messenger RNA, 1211 nt
Organism: Alosa alosa (allis shad)
Lineage: Eukaryota; Metazoa; Chordata; Actinopteri; Clupeiformes; Clupeidae
Gene: sdf2l1
Product: stromal cell-derived factor 2-like 1
Exons: 3
Coding region: 84-737 (217 amino acids)
Source: RefSeq, a predicted model, not a curated record